ACCAUCGUUCUCCGAGAAAAGACAUUCCUCCCAGGCAUUUCAUCAAAUAGCUUCCAAGCCAUAGCUAAAAAUCCCUACAACACAAAACAUACUCUAAUCAAUGAAUUCCAAGAAAGGAAGGGUGUCCUUAACGGGCAUUUCGUAAAACAGCUCCCGUGCAUCAUCAAGCUUAUAACUUUCCACGUAGCAAGCAAUCAUCUUGGAAAUUGAAGACUCAUUAGGAAAUGGGUCAUUAUCAAAACACCAUGUGAGCUCAAUUCAUCUAACAUCUGGUUCUUCAGCUACACAAGAAGUAAUUGAAAUGACUGAGAUAGCAUCUGGUUUUGUUGAGAUUGGCUUCAUACUUGGUGUUCAUGGGAUUCAAGGGGAGGUUUGUGUCAAACCCAACACUAGUUUUCCUGAGUUACGGUUUUGCAAGGCUGGCAGAAGAUGGUUAAGGCAACAAGUUUCAGGUACUGAAACAAUUGAAGAAGUGGAGCUUGUUGAAGGAAGGGAACAUCCUGGGCGGAAGGGUUGGAUACUUAGGCUAGGCAACUUGUUGGUUCAACUUGUAAAGGAAGAUGAUAGACCACUGUUGGAAGAAGAUGAAUUUUAUACUCGUGAUCUUGUUGGAAUGGGAGUGAUUCUCAAGGUCUGGUUUUUGCAAGAAGAGAAACUGCCAAUUGUUAGCAGUUCAGAGGAGCAUGGUCAUAAGAUUUUGAUGAAAUCACCCUGGCAAAUGUUGCAGUCACCGGUUGGAUCUGGAGGUGUCAUUAGCUUGCUUUCAUGCCACAAUAUGAUUGAGAAUCUUAGCCAAAUGGGUUUGGAGUACAUUCAGAUAUGCAGCAUCAAAAACAGAUGUAUUGGUGGAAGCUCCCUUCUCCUUGGGUUUGCUCACUCUCAAAAUGCUGACGUUGGUGUCCAGAUUCCUCAAGAUACAAUGGAUUUAGAAGAGAGCUUUGGCAUGGUUUUCUCAAUGAAUUUUAUGAAAAAAUUGGCAAGACAGACCAAUAAACUUCAAUUCUAUGCAAUACCCACUCUGAGUUCGCAGGUUGAGAUGGUUGAGAAGAAGUGGGUUGAUGUUGUUCCUUCCUCCCCAAACUCAUACGAACUUUGUUGUACAAUUUGUAGUUGCCUAAAUGCUUGUUCUCCGGAUAAGGUUUGCACAAUGGAGAUCACAGGUUAAUGUAUGAACCAUAAAGAGCUUUUGGCUUUUUGGCCUUCCUUAGUUCAAAAGAGUAUAAUGUGUAUGCAACCUUGAUUCCGGUUCCCCCUGGUUGCCUCUUGUUCUCCUUCCACUUCUUUUCUAUUCACUUUUUUACCUGUAAUGAUUUGUUGAUAAUGUUUGUUGCCAACAAAUUCAUAUGGUCCUG
Messenger RNA from Rubroshorea leprosula, 1352 nucleotides. The record is from the annotation of a GenBank genome assembly. NCBI's taxonomy places the organism in Eukaryota, Viridiplantae, Streptophyta, Magnoliopsida, Malvales, Dipterocarpaceae.